Histoplasma capsulatum G186AR is the source of this 1890-nucleotide messenger RNA. RefSeq names its product type 2C protein phosphatase PTC1. Gene Ontology annotation, biological process: protein dephosphorylation. The coding region runs from base 1 to 1890 and encodes 629 amino acids. Gene Ontology annotation, molecular function: cation binding; protein serine/threonine phosphatase activity. Lineage: Eukaryota; Fungi; Ascomycota; Eurotiomycetes; Onygenales; Ajellomycetaceae. The record is from RefSeq and is a predicted model, not a curated record. The transcript has 2 exons.
AUGUUCGGUGGCUCCACGAGCCCUACCAAAGAGAAAGACGAUUCCUCCCCUCUCUCCGGCAGUGGUUCGACCACCCUAUCCAUCAACACGGAAAAUACCACGGCUGGCCGAGAAAACAAAGCCACCCCGCUUAGUGGUUCUCUGUCGCCCCGCAACGGGGACCGAAGCCCAGCAGCGGAACAGCCAAAGCGCCGAAAUAGCUCAAUGACCAAGGCUGCCAACUUCUUCUCCAACGCUAAAUAUUCCCUACAUCUUUCAAGUGCGCGGGAGUCGCAGAAGGAACAGCAAGCCUUAACACCCAUGCAAAAGUUGGGGAAGAUGGAUCCAGCCUUGAUUGUUCCGCAAGGGUCGUUGAAUAACUCGGCCGGUGAAUCAGCGCCGACUGCGCACUCGUCGUUUCGGGUUGGAGUCACUGAAGACAGGAACAGAAAAUGCCGAAGAACUAUGGAAGACACCCAUGCUUAUCUGUAUAAUUUUCUUGGAACUGCAGCCCCAACUCCUGCCAAAGCCGAUUCGUCCAUCCGCAGCAAAAAUAAUUCCGAGGAUUCAAUACCUACAUCUGCAGAGUCUGACGACUCACCACCGAUGGUUGAAACGGACAAUGGAUAUUUUGCCAUUUUCGAUGGACAUGCCGGGACGUUUGCGGCGGAGUGGUGCGGGAAAAAGCUGCAUCUCAUUUUGGAGGAUAUCAUGAGAAAGCACCCGAAUACUCCGGUACCAGAACUGCUAGACCAGGCAUUCACUAGCGUGGAUCAGCAAUUAGAAAAGCUCCCGUUGAAAAACAGCGGUUGUACUGCUGUUACUGCAGUCUUGCGAUGGGAGGAUCGUCCUACCGGGACCUCUCCUCCUAAUGCGACUCCAUCUUCCUCCCUUGCGACACCCAACAAGCAAGGUCCGGAAAAAGAUAAUAAGAGCACAGACCCGUCGUCCACAGCGCAGACAUCUUCAUCCCUAGACCCGUCAGGAUUAUCAGUGUCAGGAUCCGCAAACCAAAAGCAACCCCAGGAAACAACUGCCGUCUUUCGACAACGUGUACUGUAUACCGCGAACGUGGGUGAUGCACGCGUUGUUCUGUGCCGGAAUGGCAAGGCGCUGCGAUUGUCGUACGACCACAAGGGCAGUGAUGAAAACGAGGGGAAACGAAUAUCCAAUGCUGGAGGCCUAAUCUUGAAUAACCGCGUAAACGGCGUGCUUGCUGUCACUCGGGCGUUGGGGGAUUCGUACAUGAAAGACUUAGUCACUGGCCACCCGUACACGACGGAGACGGUCAUCCAGCCUGAAACAGAUGAGUUUCUGAUCCUGGCUUGCGAUGGCUUAUGGGACGUCUGCUCGGAUCAAGAAGCCGUCGAUCUCAUCCGUGGCACAGAGGACCCACAACUCGCCUCAAAAAUCCUCGUCGACCACGCUCUCUCGCGCUUCAGCACCGACAACCUCUCCUGUAUGAUUGUCCGCUUCGACACAAAGGCCAUUCAGCAAGCAAUAGAACAACAGCAAAGACGCACAUCACUCGUGCCGCCAACAACGACAGAUAGCAGCGGCGGCUCCAUCAAUAUCAAUAAUACCAACAAUACUACAAACAACAACAAUGGCCCGGUCCCAUCGCCAGUGCAACUUGUAGGCAUCAGCGAAGCCGACAAGAUCGUCGAGGAGACGCGGAAGAAGGCGCGCGCGGGCAAGCUAGGCGCUGAACUUGCCACCGUCGAUGCUGCUGAAGACACGGGGAAUGGCGACGACAGCGAGAACGCGACGCCCGUGGAGACCUAUUCUGCUGUAGGGGAUAAGUUGGGGCCGGAAGUUUCGUCUGGGCAACUAAAGGGAGUAAUUGAUAUUGCGAAUUUGGAUUUGGCGGAAGGUCAGGAUAGGAAAGGAAAGAAAGAGGGAGGAGAAUAA